AUGAAUAUAAUUAUCAUCAUUUGUGUGCCCAUUGUUGCAUUUAUACUUUUGGCUCUUGGUGUUGGCAUCUUUGUCAAGAAAAGAAUGAAACACGAGGCAAAGGAGUUUAUCAAUCCCGACUUUUCGGGUGAUAUUAGUACCAUUGAAUCCAUACAACAUCACUUUGGGAAAAUAAGAGCUGCAACCAAUAAUUUCUCUGAUGAUAAUAAACUUGGCCAAGGUGGUUUCGGAGCUGUUUAUAUGGGAAAACUGGUACAUGGGAAAGAAAUAGCAGUGAAAAGAUUGUCGAAGGAUUCAGGUCAAGGUGAUCAGGAAUUCAAGAAUGAGGUCUUGUUACUAGCCAAGCUCCAACAUAGGAAUUUGGUUAGACUUUUGGGUUUCUCCAUUGAAGGAAUCGAGCGUCUUCUUGUAUACGAGUUCGUCCGGAAUGGAAGUCUAGACCAAAUUUUAUUUGAUCGAACAAAAUCCUCAAAAUUGGAUUGGAAUAGUCGUUAUAGAAUCAUAGUAGGUAUUGCAAAGGGAGUUCUAUAUUUGCAUGAAGAUUCCAGGCUCAUGAUUAUACAUCGUGAUCUCAAGGCAAGCAACGUCCUUCUUGAUGGAAAUAUGAAUCCUAAAAUUGCAGAUUUUGGAAUGGCAAGAUUAGUUGUGCCCGAUGCAACUAUUGAAAGUACGAACCUAAUCGUUGGAACCUAUGGAUAUAUGGCACCAGAAUAUGCAAGGUACGGUCACUUCUCUGUCAAGUCCGACGUAUUUAGCUUCGGAGUCAUAGUCCUGGAGAUCAUAACUGGCAGAAAGAUAUUUACCCAGAAUGAGGAGGAUAGAGGAGAUCUUUUGAGCUGUGCUUGGAGAAGUUGGCGCGAGGGAACAAUUUCAAAUUUGAUCGACCGAACCUUGAGUGAAACCAACGGGGGCCAACCAGACAUGGUGAGAUGCAUUCACAUUGCUUUGUUGUGUGUUCAACAAAAUACUGCUAGCAGACCAACAAUGGCUUCAGUUGUUGUAAUGCUUAAUAGUUCCACGAUAACGCUUCCGAUUCCAACGGAGCCCGGAUUUUACUUUUCAAGGACGACUUCAAUCCUUCACCUGGAGUCGCCCAACACUCAAUCGCCCAACAAUACAUACUCUUCUAUGGGCGACUUGUAUCCGCAGUAG
Messenger RNA from Erythranthe guttata (spotted monkey flower), 1152 nucleotides. NCBI's taxonomy places the organism in Eukaryota, Viridiplantae, Streptophyta, Magnoliopsida, Lamiales, Phrymaceae. The record is from RefSeq and is a predicted model, not a curated record.